CGCGGUCUAAACGUUUACGCAUUAAGUCUAACGUGAGUUCUCUGCUCGUGUGUGCAAGACAACUGUUGACAUUUUCAAACUUUUAGAAUAUAUUCCGAGCGAAUAUUUCAGUGAAGUGAGAAUGUCACUGAACAAAUCAAUGCACCCGCGGAACCGCUACAAAGACAAGCCUCCGGAUUUUGCCUACUUGGCCUCCAAGUAUCCAGACUUCGAGCAGCAUGUCCACACCAACCUGGCUGGCAGAGCUAUGCUGAACUUCAAGGAGCCAGAGGCGGUGCGAGCCCUGACCUGUACCCUGCUGAAGGAAGACUUUGGGCUGACCAUAGACAUCCCUCUGGAGCGUCUCAUCCCCACUGUGCCUCUCAGACUCAACUACAUCCACUGGGUGGAGGACCUGAUCGGAGGCCAGGGGGAACCACGCAGGGGCAUCGACAUCGGUACUGGAGCAUCCUGUAUCUACCCCCUGCUGGGAGCCUCUAUGAACGGCUGGCAUUACCUGGCUACUGAGGUAGAUGACAUCUGCUUUGACUAUGCCACCAGGAACGUAGAGCAGAACCACCUCUCGGAUCUCAUAAAAGUGGUGAAAGUUCCCCAGAAGACCCUGUUAAUGGACGCUCUAAAGGAGGAGUCGGCCAUCGUCUAUGACUUCUGCAUGUGUAACCCUCCCUUCUUCGCCAACCAACUAGAGGCUAAGGGGGUAAAUUCCAGGAACUCUCGUCGUCCUCCCCCCAGCUCAGUGAACACAGGUGGUGUGACAGAGAUCAUGGCUGAGGGAGGAGAGCUGGAGUUUGUCAAGAGAAUCAUCCACGACAGCCUGCAGCUCAAGACACGCCUGCGGUGGUACAGUUGCAUGCUGGGAAAGAAGUGCAGCCUGGCACCUUUGAAGGAGGAGCUGAGAAAACAAGGGGUACCCAAAGUGACCCACACAGAGUUCUGCCAGGGACGGACCAUGCGCUGGGCUCUGGCCUGGAGUUUCUAUGAUGAUGUUACUGUUCCGUCUCCACCCAGUAAGAAGAGGAAGCUGGAGAAGUCUCGUAAGCCACUGACCUUCAUGCUGCUUCAGCCCACAGUGAAGGAGCUGCAGUCCCAGGCCUCCUCUAUAGGCUGUCCCUCCGACACCAGGCCUGUAGAGACCAUCACUGCCUGGCUGGAGAAGACACUCAGUGACCUAAAGGUGCUGUACAAGCGUGUCCCAUGUGGGAGGAAGGAACGGAGUCUGUUCCUGACUGUUGUGGAGAACACCUGGAUCCACGGGAGACAGAGACGCAGAGACCAGGGCCGACACCUCAGAGAGCUGCCCAGAGCGCCCCCCAGUGGUAUUUCCACCACCCCUUCCUCAGUCACAGCCCAGCACCACUCCUCUACACACAUUCCGGAUAGCUCACACUCAGAUUCACACACUCCCACGGCAGCACAAGGGCCAGGCAGUGUUCCACAGUCAGGGACCAACCGGGCCAACUCUCAGGGGGCCAGCGGACAGGAAGUUCUAAGCCAGGAGGAGGAAACCAGCUGUGUCCCAGUCAAGAACAGUGGGACAGAGGAGGAUGUCAUCAUGGAGUCUUCUCCUACCUCUAUAACACCCAAUACCACACUGGCACAGACAGCACUACCCACCACAACACAGAAACAGGAAGCCAUAAUCACACCAGAGGAAGUACCUAUCGAAACACAGGAACAGGAAGUCAAUGCCACUGGACAGGAAGUGAUGCAGCCACAGAGCCCUGGAGCUGUGCAACACUUCCUGUUUAAGUGCUUGGUGAACGUGAAGGCUGAGGAGCAGGAUGUUGCCGUGGAGAUCCACUGGGUGGAAGGCCAAAACAAGGACCUGAUGAACCAACUGUGUACCUACCUGAAGAACACUCUGUUUAGAGUGGUGGCCAAGCCACUGGGGACAUAAUGGAACAUAGUUAACCUGUAGUACUGGGUCAUGUUCAUUAAGCAAAAAAUGGUAGACGGGAACGUAACUUACCAGUUGUCCUGUAUUCUAUUUGUGACCCGUUUGUAGCAGGUAGUGAAAUGUUCUUUGCUGGUUCAUUAGUUUCACCUAGUCUCCUUGUCAAGGUUAUAAUGAGCAGUGACUAUUUUAGUUAAUUCAAGUUUGAUAAAUUACAUUUAGAAAUGUGUUUUAGUAAUAUGUCAUUUGUCUAUUUCCAUGUUCAGUUAGUGUUUUACACACAGGUGGUUUAUUCCAGACAUUAAAUUUGUUGAGGAUGCCGUUUCCAUAAACUGCAGCUAAUCCA
This is a messenger RNA of Salvelinus namaycush (lake trout), 2240 nucleotides long. It is a transcript of the gene mettl16, whose product is annotated as methyltransferase like 16. Gene Ontology annotation, cellular component: nucleus. Gene Ontology annotation, biological process: rRNA base methylation. The coding region runs from base 122 to 1897 and encodes 591 amino acids. Gene Ontology annotation, molecular function: 23S rRNA (adenine(1618)-N(6))-methyltransferase activity. NCBI's taxonomy places the organism in Eukaryota, Metazoa, Chordata, Actinopteri, Salmoniformes, Salmonidae. The transcript has 10 exons. The record is from RefSeq and is a predicted model, not a curated record.